CGAUUUGUUUAUCUCCGCGUGCGCUUUUGCUGCGGUUCCCGAUUUUCACCAAAAAUCCUCACAAAAUGACGUCUUUCAACGUGAUUGUGGGCACUUAUGAAGAGUUUCUGCUGGGCUUCACUUGUAAACCACCAGACACGGACGAUCAGCCAGAGAAACUUCUGAAGAUCUUCGCCUCCCAUUCGCACACUGCUUCCAUCCGGUGUGUGUCCGGAUGGGGUGAAAUCAUCGCCAGCGGCGGUGCAGAUGACAAGAUCUUCGUGUACAGCUUGCGGUCGAAGCAGGAAAUUGCCAUUCUGACUGUUCAGUCAUCGACUGUGAAUACACUGGAAUUCGCACCGGACGGAAGUCAUCUGUUCGCCGGCUGUGCCGAUGGAUCGAUGCUGGCGUACUCCUGCGAGACCUGGGAAGUGGUGAGAACCUGGAAAGACGCCCACAAAGGCUCGUCGGUGAAUCAGAUCCGAAUUCAUCCCAGCGGCAAAUUGGCGCUGAGUCUGGGCGGAGAUUUGACUCUUAGAUCGUGGAACCUGGUCAAGGGACGCCAGGCAUUCGCCAAGAAUCUCAAGUCCAUGCAGGAGCUUGGCAGAAUUGUCGAGUGCGUCGAAUGGUGCCCGGAUGGGAAGCAAUUUGCUCUGUCCGGAAGUCAAAUCGUGCAGAUUUGGAGCUUAGCCGAUGCUUCAGUUUGUGCCACGAUAAAGUGCGCCUCGCGACCAACAUGUCUCGCCUGGAUAACAGAGGAUCUUCUGGCUGUUGGCCAGGAAAGUGGGAAGAUUCUCUUGCAUCGCCUUUCGGGAGGAGCAGAAGAGAAAUCCGUGGAAGCUCAUGAGAAGCGCGUGAAAGACAUUUCGUGCAGAAAUCCACACUUUCUCACGUCCGUGGGAAGCGCUGGAGAUGUGAAAGUGUGGUCAGUGGAUCAGACAAAGCUUGGAUUGAGGAAAAUUAGUUCCACAAACAUUGGAUGUCGUCCAACUUGCGUCGUCAACACGGCGAAUGACGAAUUCCCGGCUGUGAAGCAGGAAAAGUCAUCAGAAGGCAGAGGAGAAGUUGUCGUGGAAGAGGAAUUGCCGGAAGAGAUGCAGGAAGAAGUCCUGGAGACGCCUAAGAAGGUGAAAGAGAAGAAAAAGAAGCGGAAAUCGGAAGUAUUUCUUCCUCCUGCAGCUUCAAGUGCGAAGAAAGCCAAGAAAAGACAGUCUUUCAACCCUUUCGCGUCCUUCACCGUCACCGACAUCGAUCCGGAGGAUCUCAAUCAGUCCCUGGAGACUGUAAAAGUGAAGAAGAGGAAGACGAAUGGGAUGAAAAACACCCUGAACAGAACAAUAAAUUGAUUUU
Phlebotomus argentipes is the source of this 1329-nucleotide messenger RNA. Its product is annotated as p21-activated protein kinase-interacting protein 1-like. The record is from RefSeq and is a predicted model, not a curated record. Gene Ontology annotation, molecular function: protein binding. The transcript is spliced from 2 exons. The coding region runs from base 66 to 1325 and encodes 419 amino acids. NCBI's taxonomy places the organism in Eukaryota, Metazoa, Arthropoda, Insecta, Diptera, Psychodidae.